AUGAAGUUGCAGCUCUUACUCUUUGUUCUCUUUGCAUCUGUUGCACAAGCCCAGUGGAAAAGUUGUUCUAGUCCCUGGCCCAACAUAACCCCCGGUAAACAGUAUACCCUCAAGGAUAAAUGUCGCACUCUAGCAGGCUAUCCAAAGACAUUUGAAAAAGCCAAUACAGAAGUCACCGUGACGUAUACGCAGCAAUGGAGCCGUCUACCCAGCAACACCAAAACAGCCGUAAACCCAAUCCUCAAAGAAUCUCUCGAGAAAAGCUUGGAAGUCUACCGCAAAUUUGCAAAACUUCCAUCGAGAAUUGUCCUUACGUGUCAAAUCAAGCUAUUCAAGAGAUGGACUACUGAAGCAACGACUAAUAAACCUCGAGUUCUACAGGCUCUUGCGCAUGAGAUGUAUCACUGCGUACAAAGUCUUGGAAAACUUGGGAAUCAUCCUGAUCCGCAGUGGGUUCGUGAGGGCUCUGCGAAUUAUUUCAGUAACCUCGUCUUUCCUGACUCGAACGCCGAAUGGCCUGAUAAGAAGCAUAGCGGCGUCGCGUAUAAGCCAAAUCUGCCAAUCUAUGCACAUGUUGGUUUAGAAGCCUACGCGGCUAGCAUCUUUUUCCAAGCGCAAGACAAGAUGGACGAGGAUGAUUUGAACAAAUUUGUUCUGACAACGCCCGGAGGAUCAAGCGGGCUUGAAGAACGAGCUCGUCUAUCACGUCUAUCAGGAUUUACUGACGAGUUUUUCACUUUCGCGAAAGCAUUCGCACUACAGCAGAUCAAAGACACCAAUGGAGGUCUCAUUCCGAUCGACAAGAUGAACCCCAUUUCUGCGUCAAUCCAGUUCGACAAAGCGGGCACUACCGGCACCGCAACGCUCACAAGCACAUCGUUCACUAUUUCGGUCUUCAAGAUUACUAUUGACCCUGGGAGGAUGGCAAAGAUUUACUCGUCGGCGCAUGCUAACCAGAAGCUUGCUUACCGAAAGUCAGACGCCAGAUCGUGGACCGACAUGGCCGCCGAUUCCUCUUCUGGACGCACUAUUGAUCUUCCAUGCAAUCAGAAAGACACUAAACAAACAUUCAUCGUUUUGUUCAUCUCAACGAAGGAUGUAAAGAGUGAUAAAGUUAAAAUCACGGUUACGACGGGUAAGCCGAAAAAGUGCGGCGCAAGAAGCGGAUUCGUUCUGUAUCCUCUCUUCAAUCCUACCACUAGCGGCGGAUACUGUCCCACCGGGACACAUUCUUCCAGGCUAGCAAUUUGGUGUUGCCCAGAUGGAACACAGUUGGAUGAACAUGUAGCGCAGCAAGUCAGCAUCUGCUGUCCAACAGGUCAGUCUCGUGUUGUAAAUGUUGUUAUGCUGGUAGGCUGA
Fusarium proliferatum ET1 is the source of this 1359-nucleotide messenger RNA. RefSeq lists its product as uncharacterized. The transcript is spliced from 2 exons. Lineage: Eukaryota; Fungi; Ascomycota; Sordariomycetes; Hypocreales; Nectriaceae. The record is from RefSeq and is a predicted model, not a curated record. Bases 1 to 1359 code for a protein of 452 amino acids.